AUGACGAAUCUGAAAGUAAUGUCUCUUGGUCGCAACAAGUUUGAGGGACUCCUUCCUCCGUGCCUCAAUAAUUUGACAUCUCUCGGUGUACUUGAUCUUCAAUACAAUGGUUUUGAAGGAACCUUCCCUUCUGAACUCUUUCAUUCGCCCAACUCCCUCACAUUCAUUACUUUAAAUGAAAACUCUUUCACUGACAUAGCAUCACUUUCUCUGUUUGCCAACCACAUCAACCUUCAAGUCUUCAUAAUUUCUUGCUCUAAUAACCCCAAUCUCAAGCUUGAAACUGAAUACCCCCAAUUCCUCCCUUCCUUCCAAUUAAAUAUUUUCAGUGUAUCCAAAUGCACUAGGAAUGGAGCAAGCAAUCACAGAAUACCCUCUUUUCUUCUCCAUCAAUUUGACUUGAGAGUUCUGCAGCUUGCCCAUUUGAAUCUUUCGGGAAGUUUCCCAAAGUGGGUUUUGACAAACAACACCAAAUUAGUUUCUCUUAGUGUCAGCUACAACUUCUUGACUGGCCCCUUUGAGCUUAACUCUCCGUCAAAAUUAUUUGACAUGCGAUAUUUUGAUGCUUCCUCUAACCAUGUUAAUGAUGAAAUCCCUCCUCAUAUUGGAUUUGUUCUUCCCAACCUGCUUUCUCUGAACAUGUCUUCGAGUUCAUUACAGGGUGGAUUUCCAGCUUCACUCGCUGACAUGACGCAGCUGAACUGGCUAGACUUGUCCCAUAACAAUUUGUCUGGCUACUUGCCUCAUGAAUUUGGUAAGGGUACCAAUGACUUGAGGUUUCUCAAGUUGUCAAACAACAACUUAAGUGACCCAUGUUUACCAGAAGGUUCAAAUUUCACACAUUUAUUCUAUGUGGAUCUAAGCAACAACAACUUCAAAGGAAAAGUACCGGAUGGGAUCAGUAAGAGUUUAGAAUUAAGAAUGUUGGAGUUAAGUGCAAAUCAACUAUACGGUGAAAUGCCUAGCUGGAUUGGAAACUUUAAGCAUUUGGGUCAUCUCAUUUUAUACCAAAAUUCUAUGACAGGUCCGAUACCUGAAAGCUUUUGCAAUUUAGCUGAGCUCAAAUACCUAGACCUUUCUCAAAAUAGAUUCAAUGGAACUUUGCCCAGCUGCCUAAACAUGUCACCACUGAGGUACUUGCAUUUACGAAGCAAUGAUUUCACAGGACCCAUACCUUCUGUUUUGACAGAAUCUCCCUUGCUGUUAACUUAG
This is a messenger RNA of Neltuma alba, 1212 nucleotides long. RefSeq names its product receptor like protein 21-like. The transcript has a single exon. The record is from RefSeq and is a predicted model, not a curated record. Bases 1 to 1212 code for a protein of 403 amino acids. Gene Ontology annotation, molecular function: protein binding. Lineage: Eukaryota; Viridiplantae; Streptophyta; Magnoliopsida; Fabales; Fabaceae.